AUGGGACUCCUUAGUGGACCUCUCGCCUCCCUGCUCCUUCUGCUUCAGGUUUUCUGGCUACCAAGCUUGGCCUCCGAGCCCUAUCUGGCGGACUUCGGGGAGGCUGAAGUGACCUUGGAGGUGGGAGGAACUGAUCUGGAGCCCAGCCUAGCGCUGGGGAAAGUAGCAUUGACUGAAAACACUGGAGAUGAGAUGCAUGGUGCAGAGCAUGGAGAAGUCACUGUGUUGAACAGUGGGACAGUCCAGGGAGCGAAGGCUGCAGUGAGCUCCCUGCCUAAACGCAUCUUACGAAGAUACAAGAGAGAGUGGGUGAUGCCCCCAAUAUCAGUCCCUGAGAAUGGCAAGGGUCCUUUCCCUCAGAGGCUGAAUCAGCUCAAAUCUAAUAAGGACAGAGGCACCAAGAUUUUCUACAGCAUCACUGGGCCUGGAGCAGACAGUCCCCCUGAGGGUGUCUUCACUAUAGAGAAGGAGACAGGCUGGUUGCUGUUGACUAUGCCACUGGACAGGGAGAAGAUUGUCAAGUAUGAGCUUUUUGGCCAUGCAGUGUCUGAGAAUGGUGCCUCUGUGGAGGAGCCCAUGAACAUCUCCAUCGUUGUGACAGACCAGAAUGACAACAAGCCCAAGUUCACUCAGGAGACCUUCAGAGGGAGGGUUUCUGAGGGGGAAACACCUGGCACUUCUGUGAUGCAAGUAACGGCCACAGAUGAGGACGAUGCCAUCAACACUUACAAUGGAGUGGUGGCUUACUCUAUCCAUAGUCAAGAACCAAAGGAGCCACAUGACCUCAUGUUCACCAUCCACAAAAGCACUGGGACCAUUAGUGUCAUUUCCAGUGGCCUGGACCGGGAGAAAGUCCCUGAGUACACAUUGACCAUCCAGGCCACAGACAUGGAUGGAGAGGGCUCUACCACCACAGCAGUGGCCAUUGUGGAAAUCCUUGAUGCCAAUGACAAUGCUCCUGAGUUUGAGCCACAAAAGUAUGAGGCCUGGGUGCCUGAGAAUGCAGUGGGCCAUGAGGUGCAGAGUCUAACAGUGACUGAUCUGGAUGCCCCCAACUCACCGGCAUGGCGUGCCACCUAUCGAAUUGUGGGAGGUGAUGAUGGGGACCAUUUUACCAUCACCACUCACCCAGAAACCAACCAAGGCAUCCUGACAACCAAGAAGGGCUUGGAUUUUGAGGCACAGAACCAACACACCCUGUACGUAGAGGUGACCAACGAGGAUCCCUUUGUGGUGAAGCUCCCAACUGCCACUGCUACUAUAGUGGUCCAUGUGGAAGAUGUCAAUGAGGCCCCUGUGUUUGUCCCACCUUCCAAAGUCAUUGAGGCCCAGGAGGGUAUCUCUAUUGGAGAAUUGGUCUGUGUCUAUACUGCACAGGACCCAGACAAGGAGGAGCAGAAGAUCAGCUAUCACAUCUUGAGGGACCCAGCUGGCUGGCUAGCCAUGGACCCAGACAGUGGCCAGGUCACAGCUGCAGGCAUCUUAGAUCGUGAAGAUGAGCGGUUUGUGAAGAACAACAUCUAUGAAGUCAUGGUUUUGGCCACAGACAAUGGGAACCCGCCCACCACUGGUACUGGGACCCUCCUGCUAACACUUACCGACAUCAACGACCAUGGUCCACUCCCAGAACCCCGCCAGAUCACCAUCUGUAACCAAAGCCCUGUGCCUCAAGUACUGAACAUCACGGACAAGGACCUGUCCCCCAACUCCUCCCCUUUCCAGGCCCAGCUAACACAUGAUUCGGACAUCUACUGGAGAGCAGAAGUCAGCGAGAAAGGAGACACGGUGGCUUUGUCCCUGAAGAAGUUCCUGAAGCAAGACACAUAUGAUUUGCACCUUUCUCUGUCUGACCAUGGCAACAGGGAACAGCUAACCAUGAUCAGGGCCAAAGUGUGUGACUGCCAUGGCCACGUGGUGAACUGCCCCGACCCCUGGAAGGGUGGUUUCAUCCUCCCCAUCCUGGGUGCUGUCCUGGCUCUGCUGACCCUUCUGCUGGCGCUCCUCUUGUUGGUGAGAAAGAAGAGAAAGGUCAAAGAGCCCCUUCUGCUCCCAGAGGAUGAUACCCGAGACAAUGUCUUCUAUUAUGGUGAAGAGGGUGGUGGUGAAGAGGACCAGGACUAUGAUAUCACCCAACUCCACCGGGGGCUAGAGGCCAGGCCUGAGGUGGUUCUCCGCAAUGAUGUGGCACCAACCUUCAUCCCCACACCCAUGUACCGUCCCCGGCCAGCCAACCCAGAUGAAAUUGGCAACUUCAUCAUCGAGAACCUGAAGGCUGCUAACACGGACCCUACGGCCCCGCCCUACGACUCCCUGCUAGUGUUUGACUAUGAGGGCAGCGGCUCAGAUGCUGCCUCCCUGAGCUCCCUCACUUCCUCCGCCUCCGACCAGGACCAGGACUACAACUACCUUAAUGAAUGGGGAAAUCGAUUCAAGAAACUGGCUGACAUGUAUGGUGGUGGUGAGGAUGACUAG
Messenger RNA from Cricetulus griseus (Chinese hamster), 2472 nucleotides. The record is from RefSeq and is a predicted model, not a curated record. NCBI's taxonomy places the organism in Eukaryota, Metazoa, Chordata, Mammalia, Rodentia, Cricetidae.